Protopolystoma xenopodis is the source of this 738-nucleotide messenger RNA. NCBI's taxonomy places the organism in Eukaryota, Metazoa, Platyhelminthes, Monogenea, Polystomatidea, Polystomatidae. The record is from the annotation of a GenBank genome assembly.
AUGGCCAAGGCCCUACCGCAAGUGGCUGAUUCCAGCCAGGUCGACAUAUUGUCGCUGAGGGAUGUGGCGUCUUCGUCCCUUUCAGGACAAUCUUCUGCCGGAGCUUCGGUUCAUGACUCGUCAACUGGCUGGCCCAUUGACUGUCAGUCCUCCCUCGAUCUUGGCGCUGAAGAGGCUGCCGAACCACUCCUUUAUGGCACCAACUCCGCUGACUCCGAAUGGCAGGACACGUGCCGAGAAGUUGCUGGCCGAAUGUCCUCCCCUCCUCUUGCGAAAUCGCAGACCCGUCCUGUCCAUUUCGGAGCCGAUGACUUUCCGGCUCCGUUAUCCACCGAAAUGGCUUGCAAAGAGGCCUCAGUCGAGGAGGACAUUAAGGAUCCGACGAGUGUUGAGCGAGAGGCGGCAGAGGGUGAAGAGUGGAAUGAAAACGGAGUGGAGGGGCAGGAGCAGCAGCCUCGGAUGACCACGACUACCAGACCGAUGUUGGCCACCUCCUGGCCGCAGACGACGCAAAGCAAAUCAUCCUGCUCGGUCGCCCCACCAGUCGGCAUGGCGACAGGGCAAGCAGACGGCUCUGAUGUGAACCGUGAAAUGGGCAGUCGGAUGGCAAGGCGACCGGUGGAAAUGUCUGAUUUCGGUCUGGAUCUGAGCUCAGAAUCAUUGAAGCCUGGUGACUUUGCUGACGGUCAACUUGGCUCCGGUUCCGGGGUCUUUGAUCCCACUGGUCAACCGUCCAGU